Chrysemys picta bellii (western painted turtle) is the source of this 3228-nucleotide messenger RNA. RefSeq names its product calnexin (gene CANX). Gene Ontology annotation, cellular component: endoplasmic reticulum; endoplasmic reticulum membrane. NCBI's taxonomy places the organism in Eukaryota, Metazoa, Chordata, Testudines, Emydidae. The record is from RefSeq and is a predicted model, not a curated record. Gene Ontology annotation, biological process: protein folding. Gene Ontology annotation, molecular function: calcium ion binding.
GGCUAGCUCCGUCAAUGGGGAUGUCGGGGUGGGGCGCAGUUGGCGCGCGGUAGAUAGGCGGGCGGGUAGCCGACCAGUUCUGGCUAGGCCACGUGACGGGGGAGUCGGGGCUGUGGACGGCGGCUGCGGGGGGCGCGCGGCGAGACCAUGGAGCUAAAGUGGCUGCUGUGUGUGACAUUGCUGAUACUUGGAUUAGUUGAUGUCCAGACUCAUGAUGUGGAAGAAGACCAUGGUGAUGAUGUAAUUGAUAUUGAGGAUGACUUGGAAGAUGGUGUUGAGGAGGUAGAAGAGACAAAGCCUGAAGCCAGCAGCCCUCCUCCAUCCCCAAAGGUUACCUAUAAGCCCCCAGUACCAACAGGAGAGGUUUAUUUUGUGGAAAAUUUUGAUAAGGGAACCCUGGAAGGAUGGGUUCUUUCCAAGGCCAAGAAGGAUGACACAGAUGAUGAAAUUGCAAAAUAUGAUGGUAAAUGGGAAGUGGAGGAAAUGAAGGACACUAAACUUCCAGGGGACAAAGGACUUGUACUGAUUUCCCGGGCCAAGCAUCAUGCGAUCUCUGCCAAACUGACAAAACCCUUCAUAUUUAAUACCAAACCCCUCAUUGUACAGUAUGAAGUGAAUUUCCAAAAUGGGAUUGAGUGUGGCGGGGCCUAUGUGAAGCUGCUUUCUAAAACCGCAGAGCUGAACCUGGAUCAGUUUCAUGACAAAACUGCCUACACAAUCAUGUUUGGUCCUGAUAAAUGUGGAGAAGAUUAUAAAUUACACUUCAUCUUUCGGCACAAGAACCCCAAAACCGGCAAAUAUGAAGAGAAGCAUGCAAAGCGUCCAGAUGCAGAUCUGAAGACCUACUUUACUGAUAAGAAGACCCACCUCUAUACUCUGGUCUUGAAUCCUGAUAAUAGUUUUGAAGUCCUGGUUGAUCAGACUGUGGUGAAUAGUGGGAAUCUCUUAAAUGAUGUGACUCCUGCUGUGAAUCCACCCCGAGAGAUUGAGGACCCAGAUGACCAGAAACCAGAGGACUGGGAUGAGAGACCCAAGAUCCCAGACCCAGAUGCUGUUAAACCAGAAGAUUGGGAUGAGGAUGCUCCUGCAAAGAUUUCAGAUGAUGAUGCUGUGAAGCCAGAAGGUUGGCUGGAUGAUGAACCAGAAUAUGUAGCUGAUCCUGAUGCAGAGAAACCAGAGGACUGGGAUGAGGAUAUGGACGGAGAGUGGGAGGCACCUCAGAUUGCAAAUCCCAAAUGUGAGUCAGCCCCUGGCUGUGGUACCUGGCAACGACCUAUGAUUGACAAUCCCAACUACAAAGGCAAAUGGAAGCCUCCUAUGAUUGAUAACCCCAACUACCAGGGAAUCUGGAAGCCCAGGAAGAUUCCAAACCCAGAUUUCUUUGAAGAUCUAGAACCUUUCAAAAUGACUCCCUUCACUGCUGUGGGCCUUGAACUAUGGUCAAUGACCUCUGACAUCUUCUUUGACAACUUUAUUAUCUGUACAGACCGAGUUGUGGCAGAAGAUUGGGCCAAUGAUGGUUGGGGUCUAAAAAAGGCAGCUGAUGGCGCUGCUGAGCCUGGUGUUGUGGGCCAGAUGAUGGCAGCUGCUGAAGAGCGUCCCUGGCUGUGGGUAGUGUACAUCCUAACUGUGGCUCUACCUGUGUUCCUUGUUGUCCUCUUCUGCUGUUCUGGAAAGAAACAGCCAAGCGCUGCAGAGUACAAAAAGACUGAUGCUCCUCAACCUGAUGUGAAUGAGGAGAAAGAGGAGGGAAAAGACAAGGCAGAUGAAGAGGAGGAAGAGGAGGAGGAAGCGGAAUCAAAUGAAGACAAGCAGGAAGAGAAGCAAAAGAGUGAUGCUGAUGUUGGAAGUGCUAGUCAAGAGGAGGAGGAAGAUGAGGAGGAAGAGGAAGAAGAUGGAAAACCCACAUCAGAGGAGGAAGAAAGCAUGAAUAGAUUGAAAAAAUCAUAAGAACUUCAUCUAUGAUUAUAUUUUCCCCCAACAUGGUUCUGGGAGAGGACCUUGGAUACCUUAUGUUGAAACUCAGACAAACCUCAAGACUUCACCAUCCGCAGGUUCCAGUCACACUACCCAAUGUAACUGAGUGUCUAGCAGUAAAAUAUUUGCAAUCAUCUGUUUAAAAAGAACACCAUUCCUGUAGCAAGAUGCAUUUAAUGUAAUGGGCUGUGGAUUUUGGAAUGUAACAAAACUAACCUUUUAUUUUUGUUUUUAAAUAGAUUGGUAGAACUUUGCCAGUCUCUCAACCUUAGCUUAAUUUAAUGUAUUAAUCGAUCAAUGAAAAAUAACAAAUCUAGAAAAAUACUAGUUGAUGAAAUGCAGUUUUUAUAACUUUAUUUUUUUAUAAACAUGGAAAUUCCUGGCAAUGCCUGUAUAUCCCUUAAAUUUGGUCAUCAUGUUAGCUGUCAGUGGCUACAUUGACUUUUUUUUUUUUUUUAAACCCUCUCAAAUAAGGAAAUUAGGGGUGGGAAGGAAGUUAAAGUCUAUGUAAAGAAACUAUAGAACUAAGAUGUAUGAAUAUUCCCAAGAAAGCCCUCUCAUGUACUUGUUGAGGGAGAAGCAUAGGUAGGCAAUGAAAUAAGCGUGUUGCCCGUGGCAGUUGCCCAGUUAAGUGUUCACAAUUGGCUUAAGAUAGUGGGGGGUAGGUUUUACUAUGGUACUUAGUCUUGCAAGACUCAUGGAGGCCGGAUGUCUGAUUUCUUUAGUUCUUGAGCUCUUCACAAUAGGGCAGUGGCUGUCUGGGUUUAAAAAAAAAAAAUUCUCUUCCUCUGGCCCUAGCUUUCUCUGCUACUGUGCAGCUUCUUCAGAGUGUAGGUUGGCCUCCAUUGCUGAAAACUACUUUAUGCUUGGCUCACUAUCAAACUUUUAUAGGUGGGUUGUUUUUUGGUGGGGCAAAAGGGUGUUUUUGUUUUUUAAGCUACACCUACUUCUUUCCAGGGUCCAAACACUGGAUACGACAGUGUCCCUAAUCUCCUUAUUGUUGCCCUGUAUGUAAACUCCUGCACAGAGACAGGGAGGUGGGAAAAGAAUAGACAAGUGGACCUAAAGACUCAUAUCAGAAGCAAAGAUGUCAGUAUUUGUAGAUGGGGAAGGAGCAUGUGUAAUAACCUACCUGGUAUGUGUAACCAUUUGAGUCUUUCAUCUGCUUUUCAUGUAACAGUUGCAUUCUAAAUUAUAUUGUGACUAUAGGGGGUUCCAAAUCCAGUUAAAUAAAUUUUUUUUUAAAAGUCA